Messenger RNA from Boleophthalmus pectinirostris (great blue-spotted mudskipper), 1768 nucleotides. RefSeq names its product cytochrome P450 4V2. The transcript is spliced from 11 exons. Bases 166 to 1710 code for a protein of 514 amino acids. The record is from RefSeq and is a predicted model, not a curated record. Gene Ontology annotation, molecular function: oxidoreductase activity, acting on paired donors, with incorporation or reduction of molecular oxygen; iron ion binding; heme binding. Lineage: Eukaryota; Metazoa; Chordata; Actinopteri; Gobiiformes; Gobiidae.
UCCUACGUUAUGAAUAUGUCUAAUAACACUGUGCACUUUGCUGAGUUAGUCAGGAAGUAGGCAGUGCCCCAAAAGCCCUCCUCCCACCUUGAUUUGUGCACAUAAAGUGUCCAGGAACCAGAAGACCAGCUUUUCUAGUACAGACAGCCUGUACACACAGAAAAAAUGUCAGUUCUUAUAGGCAGUUACUCGCUUCCAGUGAUAUUGGUGAGUGGCUUCAUCUUGGCUCUAACAUUCCUCACGUACAAACUGCUAGGCGACUAUGUGUACAGGUACAUUAUAAUGAAGCCCAUUCCUGAGAUUGGGACAUCAUUCCCAAUUAUUGGAAAUGCACACCAGCUGAAAACCAAUGCAGGAGAAUUUUUCAACCAGAUUGCAGAGCUCACCAGGGAGUAUUACACAUUACCACUGUUCAAAAUCUGGAUUGGCACUGUCCCAUUUGUCAUCUUGUACCAUUCUGAAACUGUUGAGACCAUUUUGAACAACUCCAUCCACAUGGACAAGGCAGAUGCAUAUAAAUUCUUGCACCCCUGGCUUGGCACUGGUCUUCUCACAAGCACUGGCACCAAAUGGCGACAGAGGAGGAAGAUGCUGACCCCAACCUUCCACUUCUCUAUUCUAGCUGACUUCCUGGAUGUUAUGAAUGAGCAGGCUGAGAUCCUGGUGGAGAAGCUGCAGAAGAAAGCUGGCAUGGGCGAGUUUAACUGCUUUCCCCAUGUCACCCUGUGUGCUCUGGACAUUAUCUGUGAAACUGCCAUGGGAAAGAAAAUCUAUGCGCAAAGCAAUGCCGAAUCCGAGUAUGUCAAGUGUGUGUACAGAAUGAGUGACAUUGUCAGUCGGAGACAGAGAAUGCCAUGGUAUUGGCCAGACCUUUUGUACUAUUCUAUAGGAGAUGGCAAAGAGCAUGACAGGAUCCUCAAGGUUCUUCACUCCUUUACGUACAAAGUAAUACAUGAGAGAGCCGAGAGCAUUUCCAACACUGAAUCAGACAGUGAGACAGACGGGAAGAAGAGGCGGGCAUUUCUGGACAUGCUCCUGAAGACCACAGACGAAGAGGGCAACAGCAUGAGUCACCAAGACAUUCAGGAGGAGGUGGACACCUUCAUGUUUGAGGGUCAUGAUACCACGGCUGCUGCCAUGAACUGGACUCUACACCUGGUGGGGUCUCACCCAGAGGUGCAACGUAAAGUGCACCAAGAGCUGGAUGAGGUGUUUGGAACAUUAGAGAGGCCUGUCAGCACAGAUGACCUGAAGAAGUUGCGUUACCUGGAGUGUGUAAUUAAAGAAGGGCUGCGGCUGUACCCAUCAGUCCCAUUCUUUGCACGCACCAUCUGCCAGGACACCACCAUCAAGGGCUUCAAGGUACUCAAAGGUUCCACUAUCAUAAUUGUGACAUACGCACUACAUCGGGACCCGAGGUACUUCCCAGAGCCUGAGGAGUUCAGACCUGAGCGAUUCCUCCCAGAAAACUCAGUGGGACGUCCUGCCUAUGCAUACAUACCCUUCUCUGCUGGACUCCGCAACUGCAUUGGCCAGCGUUUUGCCCUGAUGGAGGAGAAGGUGGUAUUAGCAUCCAUAUUGCGGCGUUUCACUGUGGAGGCGUGUCAGAAACGAGAGGAACUACAGCCAGUGGGAGAACUCAUCCUACGUCCAGAGAAGGGCAUUUACAUCAAAUUGGAAAAGAGGACUCCAGGGGCGUCUGCACAGUAACUGUAUUUCUUUAUUCAAUAUUUUGUAACUGUCUUGAAUAAAUGUGUAAAUAAAACUA